UUUGAGUUAUCGGAUGGAGAAUCAAUCUUUUCUUGGUGUUAAGAUCAGUGAAUUUGUAUGAUUCCACUUUGGUUAGAGUUCACCACACUGUUAAACUACAUGGUGUGAGCUGGAGAUUGUCUCAUGUGUAAUAAAGGAAAAGUUGAUCAACAACAACAUACUAAUCAAGUUGUGUUUUCCAUGGAUUCAACUUCAUCAACCCCGGCAUCUGCCUUGGCUCCCUCCACCCCUGGUCCCAAUGACGAAAUCCCGCGUAUAAAAUUCUUGUGUAGCUUCUUAGGUAGCAUUUUGCCUCGACCCCAAGAUGGGAAGUUGAGGUACGUUGGUGGAGAAACGCGAAUCGUAAGCGUUCCCAGAGAUAUAAGUUACAAGGAAUUGAUGAGUAAGAUGAGGGAGCUUUAUGAUGGAGCAGCAGCUCUGAAAUAUCAGCAGCCAGAUGAGGAUCUUGAUGCUUUAGUGUCAGUUCUGAAUGAUGACGAUGUGAUUAACAUGAUGGAAGAGUAUGAGAAGUUGGGUUCAGUUGAUGCCUUCACUAGGCUUAGGAUAUUUUUGUUCCCAAAUCCUGACCAAGAUGGUUCAUCACACUAUGUUGAUGGGGAUGACAGGGAGACUGAGAGGAGGUAUGUGGAUGCUUUGAACAGUUUAAAUGAGGGCUCUGAUUUCAGGAAGAGUGACUCGCCUGUGAUGGCUCCAGUUUUCGAUGAUUUUCAUUUAGUAGAACAAUUCUUCAACAGUAUGAGUAUUGAUGCUGGCCUUCAUAGUCAGAGGAGUGGCGAGAUGUUUAUGCCACCUUAUAACUUGCAUCAUCUUACUAUUCCUCGUAUGGGGUCUGGGCAACUCCAGCAACCAGUUCCUCAGAGAUACAAUGAAAUGGAAGGUCUUUGGAGUCCUGCUUACUAUUCUCCAAGACAAGCUGGACAUCAUGAUCCUCGAACUCCAUCAGAGUUUCCAGUUUCACCAUCCACUCGUUACCGAGUACCGUUUACAGACGGACAAGACAAAUGCUUGGAUCAAAUGCCAGAAGAUUAUGUGCGGCAGAAAUUAAAUCAUCAUCUUCAAUUCGAACACCAGCCACAGUUUUCAGAUAAUGUAUCAUGGAUGCCAACUGGAGCUAUUUCUGGUGAUAAGGCUGGUGUUUUUCCUGCUAACAUGCUUCACGGUCAUGGUGUAUAUGAGGGGAAAACCAUCUGCGAGCACUGUAGGGCUACUUUCAGUAGGAAUCAACCACAACUUUUGGAGCAUUCCAACAUGGGAAAGAGUGGACCUCAGGUUAAUAGUCCAUGUGAGUGCCCCCCAAACCAGGAAGCUUUCAUGUUGAAUGCGGAUGGAAAAUUGCAUCAUGUGACUGAUCCCAUUUCUCCUUAUGGUGAAGCACAGAAUUAUGAAAGAGGGAUGGUUUUGCAGCACCAACUGAAACCUCGUCUUGAGGAACUGAGAAAUCAUGUACAUGGAGCUGGAAGGUUGAAUGACCAUUACGUUCUUGAUGGUGCUGGCAUGAAUUUACCACUUGGGCAUGCUACUUUAGCUGAUGGCCAUCAUCUGCCCUCAAAUUAUGUUCCUCGCCGAACUGGAUCAGAAUUUGGGAAUGAAGCAUUUCAUGAUCAAACCUUGGUUGCUUCUACCCACAUGCACACUCCUCUUGAAGAACGUGGAGUCCACUAUGGGAAUUACCCUUGCCCAUAUGGAGGAGAUAAUAUUUACCACUCGUCACAUGGACAUGUACAUGUACAUGCACAAUCUUUAUGGCGAAAUGUGCAGAGCCCAACUCAUGGUGCCCCUCCUUAUGAAGCAUCUGGCUUACCCCAGCAAGUAAGUACUGCAGUUAAUUCAGCAUUUUUUAAGGGUCUGGCAGAAGGUAGUGCAAGGCUUUGUGUUGCAACAGAUAAUCAAAAUCCUUGGGUCGAGUCCUCACAAAAGAUGCUAGGUUUUGAUGCGACUGCUGUUCAAGAAAAUGCUUAUGGCCAUGCUCUCAAGGUGAUCGUUGGUCCUCAUGGUCAGGAAACUCAACACCCUGUUACUAUAGAAUCAGAUCAAUGCCCACAAGACGCAUUAAAUUUUGCCCCUUCCACAGAACAUGCUCUAAAAGAUCAGCAUUCAACUUUAAUCCAUGAUAAAUCUGUUUCCAGUAACAACCCAGAACCACAAGAUGAUUCCAAUGCUACAGGAGCAUUGAGGACUGAGGACAAACAUGUUCCCAUGGAAGAUAAAGGAGUAAAUCAUGAUGCAAAGAUUGGAAAAUCUGAUUUUCCAAAUAUGUGUUGUCUGGAGCAAAAUAAGAUUACUGAAAAUUUAGCAUCGAUUGAACAUAGCAAUUCAAAUUUUCAAGAAAUUGCUGUAAAGGGUGAUGAGCCUGAAAAACCUGGUGAAAGAGACCCUAGUGCUGCUGAAAAUUCGAAGCUUUCUGUAAAUCGUAUGAGUUUCAUACCAGAGUUUGUUGCUUCAGUUAAAAAAACAGCUUUAGAAGAGGUUGAAGAAGUGAAAGUCAAAGUUGAAUAUGGUGCCUCCAUGAAGCAUGAUGCAGUUGAAAAUGAAGCUGCUGCGGAUGAACCUGAAUCAGUGAAUGCCCAUGCCGAGUUAGAAUUGGAUUAUGAUAAUGACAACAUGUCCCCUUCCAAAAUAGAGCCGACAAAAGCUGAGGAAGAAGCAAUUGCAAGAGGCUUACAGACUAUUAAAAACGAUGAUCUAGAGGAUAUCCGAGAAUUAGGCUCCGGAACAUAUGGGGCAGUUUAUCAUGGCAAGUGGAAAGGUUCUGAUGUAGCUAUUAAGAGAAUAAAAGCCAGCUGCUUUGCAGGGAGGCCUUCUGAAAGAGAACGUUUGAUUGCGGAUUUCUGGAAAGAAGCUUUGAUAUUGAGUUCUUUACAUCAUCCGAAUGCUGUUUCUUUCUAUGGUAUAGUUCGUGAUGGUCCGGAUGGAUCCUUAGCUACUGUUACUGAAUUCAUGGUUAAUGGAUCCUUGAAGCAAUUUUUACGGAAGAAAGACAGGACUAUUGAUCGUCGUAAGAGACUCAUCAUAGCCAUGGAUGCUGCAUUUGGAAUGGAGUAUUUGCAUGGAAAGAACAUUGUACAUUUUGAUUUGAAAUGUGAAAAUCUGUUGGUAAAUAUGAGAGAUCCACAGCGUCCAGUGUGCAAGAUUGGUGAUUUAGGCUUGUCAAAGGUCAGACAGCAUACAUUAGUUUCUGGAGGGGUUCGUGGAACUCUACCGUGGAUGGCACCUGAGCUUUUGAGUGGUAAAAGUAACAUGGUCUCUGAAAAGAUUGAUGUCUACUCUUUUGGGAUCGUCAUGUGGGAGUUACUUACUGGCGAAGAACCAUAUGCCGAUAUGCAUUGUGCUUCUAUAAUUGGGGGAAUCGUAAACGACUCUUUACGUCCAGCAAUACCAGUAUGGUGUGAUCCAGAGUGGAAGGCUUUGAUGGAGCAGUGUUGGGCCUCUGAUCCCGCAGACAGACCUUCGUUUUCAGAAAUAUCUCAGAAGCUGAGGAACAUGGCCGCGGCUAUAAAUGUAAAAUAAAGGCAAAUCCGAAGCAAAGAAUUUAACUUUCUCGCCAUCAUACUGGGAAAAUAAAUAAUUAAAUAAAUAAAAGGAGCAUUAAUGCAGUUUAAUGCCGUCUAUUGGCUAAUAAUAAACUACUAUAUUAUGCAUAUGCCACUGGUUCUAAAGAGUGCAAAUAUGUACACUGUGGCCUCUGGGAGACUUCAUGAUACGCCCGUGAAAGCUUUGCUCGAAAUGGUUUCUUAUGAUCGUUAUCGUGUUUCGACUUCCCCACUCAGGACUUUUGCUGUUCUGAUAGCCAUCAAAGCUGGCGGAACUGUGGGAGAAUGCAUCUGUCGUAUGAGGUGGGGCUUCUUUUUUGUUUUCCUUUUCUUGAUAAGAUGCAUAUACAUUUAUGGUGAACCAAUAAUGUACAUAGCUUAAGAACUAAGGCAAAGUGGUACG
Molecule: messenger RNA, 3933 nt
Organism: Hibiscus syriacus
Lineage: Eukaryota; Viridiplantae; Streptophyta; Magnoliopsida; Malvales; Malvaceae
Exons: 8
Coding region: 124-3507 (1127 amino acids)
Biological process (GO): signal transduction; protein phosphorylation
Cellular component (GO): cytoplasm
Molecular function (GO): ATP binding; protein binding; protein kinase activity
Source: RefSeq, a predicted model, not a curated record